AUCACCAAGCUUAACUGCUCACCAGGUAACAGAGCAAGCGAAAUUUGUCGAAACUAACCCCAGACAUAUUUUUUUAGGCACAUUAGACGCGCCAACGGAUGAGAAUACGCGCGCAUAGCUCAACGUCAAGCAACGGUAAAAAAUCAUCAACUAGUAUACGAAAUACGAAAUACGCAACGACUUCACAAAUCUAAACAAAAAUGGAUGACUCACGCGAGGAAAGCCAAUUUAUUGUGGAUGAUGUGAGCAAAACAAUUAAAGAGGCCAUCGAGUCAACUAUCGGUGGCAACGCAUAUCAGCACGAUAAGGUAAACAACUGGACCGGCCAGGUUGUCGAAAAUUGCCUCACCGUGCUCACCAAAGAGCAGAAGCCCUACAAAUACAUUGUCACAGCCAUGAUCAUGCAGAAGAACGGCGCCGGUCUGCACACGGCCAGUUCCUGCUAUUGGAACAACGACACCGACGGCAGCUGCACCGUGCGCUGGGAAAACAAGACCAUGUACUGCAUUGUCUCUGUCUUCGGGCUGGCCGUCUAAGCGGGCGCUCGUCGAUCUAGACACAAAUCACUAAAAUCUAAGGGGGAGGGACUAACAAGAUUGCCUUGCAUUUCUUUUGCGUCUGAAACACAAUUCUAAUCGGUUUACUCAAUUAACUCUGCAGACAUAAACAGGAGAAUUCAGCCGAACUGUUUGUUCAAGCCACAUAACAAGGAAUCUAACCAAUCUAUCAAAUUACAGCAACGAGCAAAGUAUUGUCCAAUUCUUAGAAUGCAGCACAUAUACAGCAAAAUUCCCAAUUAUUUAGCAAAAUGUAAUGUACUUGUAUUAUUUUCUCAAGUUCUAAAUAACAAAAACUGCACACAAAGUGUUUGAAUGUUA
Messenger RNA from Drosophila arizonae, 878 nucleotides. It is a transcript of the gene Dlc90F, whose product is annotated as dynein light chain 90F. Gene Ontology annotation, biological process: microtubule-based movement. Gene Ontology annotation, molecular function: dynein intermediate chain binding. The record is from RefSeq and is a predicted model, not a curated record. NCBI's taxonomy places the organism in Eukaryota, Metazoa, Arthropoda, Insecta, Diptera, Drosophilidae. Gene Ontology annotation, cellular component: cytoplasm; cytoplasmic dynein complex.